Messenger RNA from Camellia sinensis, 2424 nucleotides. Its product is annotated as Regulator of Vps4 activity in the MVB pathway protein. Lineage: Eukaryota; Viridiplantae; Streptophyta; Magnoliopsida; Ericales; Theaceae. The record is from RefSeq and is a predicted model, not a curated record. Gene Ontology annotation, biological process: protein transport.
UUGAAUAUGCUUGACGCCAGACAGAGUCCAUGUAUAAUUGAGCUUUCUAGUGUAUAUAUCUAUACAUACACAUAUUUGAGCUUUCUAGUUUAUAUAUCUAUGCAUACACAUAUUUAAUGGUGAAUCUAAUUGCUUCAUCACAUAUAUGCAUCAUUUGAAUUGAGCUCUCGAAUCGAUCGAAGAACAGAGAUCGAAGAUGUUGGACGGGAUUUUAGGGCGUGGAUUUAGCUCCAAAUGUAAAUCGUUGAUUAAGCCGACGAGGACUCGAAUCGAUGUGUUACGGAGGAGGAAGGAGGCGACGCAGAGGUUUCUCAAGGGAAAUCUCGCUCAACUACUCGCUCAAGGCCUCGAUAUCAAUGCCUAUGGAAGAACUGAAGAAUUUCUUGCUGAACUGAACCUCUUGUCAUGUUAUGAUUUUAUCGAGCAGUCCUGUGAAUACAUAUUGGAGCAGCUUUCUGUCAUGCAAAAACAAAGGGAAUGCCCCGAGGAAUGCAGGGAGGCCGUGGGAUCCCUGAUGUUUGCUGCAGCAAGGUAUUCUGAUUUGCCUGAAUUACGCGACCUCAGGGAUACAUUUCAGGAGAGAUAUGGAGGUUCUUUGGAACAUUUUGUUAAUCGAGAGUUUGUUGAGAAAUUGGCUUUGAGGCCUCCAUCAAUGGAGAAGAAACUCCAGUUGUUGCAAGACAUAGCAUUAGAGUUUUCAAUAAAGUGGGACUCCAGGGGGUUUAAACGGAGGAUGGAGAAUCCCUCUGCAGUUGCACAGGACCAACCUAAGAAAAACAGGCCUAUCCAUGACCAUGAUGAUAAAUACAAAUUACCUAAUGGCAAGGAGACUGUCACAAAGAUAGAUAAACGGAAUCAUUCAUCUAAAGAUAGGAUUGAGCUUACUGAUGACCGGCAAAGAGUUCACAAUGGUGGGGAGGAGAAUGUGUUGAAAAGAGAUGAGUUGUAUAGUCUGUUCUUCACAAGAGAGGAAUUAACUGGUAAUAGUCACAAGCCACUUGUGGGUACGAAACAAACUAUCCCAAAAAGAGACAACUACGACAUCCCCUUCCAAGGAAGACAGGAAUUCACUGGUGACAGGCAUGAAUCAGUGAAUGGGAAGGACGAUAAAGCCCUAAAAACAGUUAAACCUGGCCUUUCAUCUCACGGAAGAAGGCCAGAAUUUGUCGAUGGUGGAUAUGAGGUGCAUAAUGAUAGGAUGAAUAGUGUACCUAAAAGAGAUGGAAAACCAGAAGUUGCUGCUAGAGUUGAUGCAGUCCCAAGAAGGCGUGAAGGUAAAAAUGUCUCAUCAGCUGGUUAUAGCGAUAAUUGUCAACCAAACACUCCAAAUUCAACAAGCAAAGUUCAGGAGGAAGAAACAGAUAGGUCGAAGCCCUACUCAAGUAAUACUCCCCGUCCACCAUACAUUAAAUCGAAAGAUAAACUCAUUCCUCCACCUUAUGUCAAAUCAAAAGAUAGCAAGCACAGAGCGAAUGAAAAAUCUAGGCAUGUCAGUUCUGACAACGAGGGAACCUCCACAGACCCUUCAAUUCAUAGGAGAGACAAUGCAGAGCGUAGGUCGGAGACAAUCCACAGAGAAUCAGAUCAUCCAAACUAUGACGACCACGUUGUUAGACAUGCGCGAGCGAGUAGUCAUGAUCAUGAUAAAGAUGUACCUUAUCGGGAUGGUAUACCUCUGCCAAAACCAAGAUCAGUUCGGAGGAAACACUCAAAAUCGUCCAGUCGUGAUGAUCUUGGUAAUUAUGAAGAUGCUGGUGUUGAAAAGAGAAGUUCUAGUAGCAGGAGAAGGGAGAAUUCAAGAAGGGGCUUGCAAAUUGAUGACGAGCUUUAUCAGCAGAUGGAUGAAGAGGAAAGGAUGAUAGAUAAACUACUGAGGCAUUACAGUAAGAAACCGUCGUCGUAUGAUCCAGAAAAGGUACGGAGAAAGUCUAAAGCUCAUGCUUCACAUCAGAUAAGUGCCGAUGAUGGGCCUGAUGUGCCCACCAGAUCUGUUUCUCUCCCUCGUGUGCAAACUGGUCCAACCGAGGCAGUAAAAGUUUAUACUCGUGCCAAUUCUUUUCAGCCAGAUAAGCCAGCCCAGCAUGUGCAUCCCAAGUUACCAGACUAUGAUGAUUUGGCUGCCCGAAUUGCAGCCCUCAGGGGGCUGUGAAUGGUAAAAGCAACAGAAUUUGGAAUUUGCUUGGUUCAUUUACAUCCUUGCUUCCGCACAAGGCUAUGCUCAAAACCACCGAGCACAAAGUAACCCAUUUGUGGUUGAAGACCCACCGAUAGGUGUACAAUGCGGUAAUCAAAGCAUAGCCCUGCAUUGUUCACUUUGAUUUCAGUUUGUGCACUGCUUGAUUGUAAUGUUUGUAACUAACAUGCAUGAAUCUUUAAGUGAUACUAAUUCCUCAAAUUGUUAGAUGAGAUUGAGAUUGAGAUUGA